Molecule: messenger RNA, 3444 nt
Organism: Charadrius vociferus (killdeer)
Lineage: Eukaryota; Metazoa; Chordata; Aves; Charadriiformes; Charadriidae
Gene: DGKK
Product: diacylglycerol kinase, kappa
Exons: 28
Coding region: 1-3444 (1147 amino acids)
Biological process (GO): lipid phosphorylation; diacylglycerol metabolic process; intracellular signal transduction
Molecular function (GO): protein binding; ATP-dependent diacylglycerol kinase activity
Source: RefSeq, a predicted model, not a curated record
AUGGCUGAGAAGCUGGUGCCCGGGGACCUGUUCCUGAGGAAGACCCGGGAGUCAGUGUCAUCCCUGGACUCGGACAAGCUGGCACCCAUCUCGCCCGAGGCAGGUGGCGAGGAGUCGUCGGACAGCGAGGGCGAGCAAGAGGACAGUUCCCACAAGCUCAUCCGGAAGGUGUCCACCUCGGGGCAGAUGAGGAGCAAGAAGAGCGUGAAGGAGGGGCUGUUGCUGAAGCAGACGAGCUCCUUCCAGAGGUGGAAGAGGCGAUACUUCAAGCUGCGGGGCAGGACACUCUAUUACGCCAAGGAUGCCAAGUCCCUGAUCUUCGAUGAGGUGGACCUGUCUGAUGCCAGUGUGGCCGAGACCAGCACCAAGAACAUCAACAACAGUUUCACGGUGAUCACGCCAUUCCGGAAGCUCAUCCUGUGUGCGGAGAAUCGGAAGGAGAUGGAGGACUGGAUCAGUGCUCUGAAAUCUGUCCAGAAGUGGGAGAUCCAUGAGGCCACGCAGUUCAACAUGGAGCACUUCUCGGGCAUGCACAACUGGUACGCCUGCUCCCACGCCCGCCCCACCUUCUGCAACGUGUGCCGCGAAGCCCUCCCGGGGGUCACCUCCCACGGCCUCUCCUGCGAAGUCUGCAAGUUCAAGGCACACAAGCGCUGCGCCGUCAGAGCCACCAACAACUGCAAGUGGACGACUCUGGCCUCCAUCGGCACUGAAAUCAUCGAGGAUGAGGAUGGGGUGGCCAUGCCCCACCAGUGGCUGGAGGGGAACCUGCCUGUCAGCGCGCGCUGCGCCGUCUGCGACCGGACCUGCGGCAGCGUCCGGAGGCUGCAGGACUGGCGGUGUCUCUGGUGCAAGGCCAUUGUUCACAGUGCCUGCAAGGAGCUCUUUGGCAAGAGGUGCCCCCUGGGCCAGUACAAAGUGUCCAUCAUCCCGCCAACCGCCUUGAACAGCAUCGAUUCAGAUGGUUUCUGGAAGGCCACCUGCCCCUCAACCUGCUCCAGCCCUCUCCUCGCCUUCGUCAACUCCAAGAGCGGGGACAACCAGGGUGUUAAGUUUCUGCGCAAGUUCAAGCAGUUCCUCAACCCAGCCCAAGUCUUUGACCUCAUGAAUGGUGGCCCGCACCUGGGGCUGCGCCUCUUCCAGAAGUUCUCCACCUUCCGGAUCCUGGUGUGUGGGGGGGACGGCAGCGUGGGCUGGGUGCUCUCUGAGAUCGAUGCUCUUGGUCUCCACAAGCAGUGCCAGCUGGGCGUCCUGCCCCUGGGGACCGGCAAUGACCUGGCACGAGUGCUGGGCUGGGCCAGCCUGUGCGACGAUGACACCCAGCUGCUGCAGAUCCUGGAGAAGCUGGAAAGGGCCACCACCAAGAUGCUGGACCGGUGGAGUGUGCUGACCUACGAGGCCCCCAAGCAGUCCCCCCCUGCCCUGAAGGACGAGGAGAAUGGGGAAUCCAACAUCCAGGCCCAGAUCUCCCACUAUGCCGACUCUGUUGCCUUCCACCUGGCCAAGAUCCUGGAGUCGGACAAGCACUCGGUGGUGAUCUCAUCUGCAAAGUUCCUCUGUGGCACUGUCAACGACUUCGUUGCUGAAGUUGGCCGGGCUUACAAGAGGGCAACGGAGAACAAGCAGGAGGCUGAGCUGAUGGCACGGAAGUGUGCCAUGCUGAACGAGAAGCUGGACUCGCUGGUGCGGGAGCUGAACGAGGAGGCUCAGGCCAUCGUGGUCCCCGAGGGAAUGGCACAGGCCACCCCUGCUGACACCAAGGACCAGGAGAAAGGUGGCAGCUUCAACCCCAGCCCCAUGCCUCGCAUCUUCAAAUCCAAGGAGCAGCUCAUGCUGCGGGCGAACAGCCUGAAGAAAGCCCUGCGACAAAUCAUCGAGCAGGCGGAGAAAGCUGUGGAUGAGCAGAACAAGCAGACCCAAGCCUACCGGGGCAGCGCGGGCCCAAGCAGGAAGGACAGCUCGGAGGAGCUCAACAAGGAGGAGGAGAGGCUCAGCUCCCGGCAGGAGACAGUGACCUCUGCGUCUUCCUCCAUCAUCCUAGACCGGCCAGACACCUUCGGCAGCUUGCAGUUCCCCGAAGACCCCAGCACCCUCCUCUUCUCGGAGAAAUGCGUCAUGAAUAACUACUUUGGCAUCGGCCUGGAUGCGAAGAUCUCCCUGGAGUUCAACAACAAACGGGAUGAGCACCCCAAGAAGUGCAGCAGCCGCACGAAGAACAUGAUGUGGUAUGGGGUGCUGGGCACGAAGGAGCUCCUGCAGCGCACCUACAAGAACCUGGAGCAGCAGUUGCAGCUGGAGUGCGAUGGGGUGCCCAUCUCGCUGCCCAGCCUGCAGGGCAUUGCUGUCCUCAACAUCCCCAGCUACGCCGGGGGCAUCAACUUCUGGGGAGGCACCAAGGAGGACAAUAACUUUGGGGCUCCAUCCUUCGAUGACAAGAAGCUGGAGGUGGUGGCCGUCUUUGGCAGCAUCCAGAUGGCUGUGUCACGGGUCAUCAACCUCCAGCACCAUCGCAUCGCACAGUGCCGCGUGGUGAAGAUCACCAUCCGGGGGGACGAGGGUGUCCCUGUGCAGGUGGAUGGAGAAGCCUGGAUCCAGCCACCUGGCAUCAUCAAGAUCCAGCACAAGAACCGAGCCCAGAUGCUGACACGGGACCGGGCAUUUGAAAGCACCCUCAAGUCCUGGGAGGAUAAGCAGAAGGGGGAGAGCUACCGAGCGGCCGCCCGGCCACGGCUCAGCUCUCAGCAGUCCAUGGAGUACCUGACCGAGGAGGAGAGCAGCCUCUUGCAGCAGGUCUCGCGGGUCGCCGCGNCGCUCGCCCGCAGGAUCCACGAGGCAGCCAAGGCUCACAAAGCCGUGGAGCAGGAGCUGGCGCACGCUGUCAACACCAGCUCCCUGGCGCUGAGCGAAGCCCUCUCCAACAAAGCUGCUGGCACCUCGGAGGUGAGCUGGGGCUGGGGGUGCAAGGCAACCUUCACCCAGCUGGCUGGGGAUGGUCCUUGUCCCCUCCAGCUGGACUCGCCGCAGGAGGAGGAGGCACUGCAUGGUCCCCUGAACGUGCUGGGCCAGGAGCUGCAGAGACUGCUGGACAUCCACUGGCUGGGGCCCAUUGCCCACCCUGCUGAGGAGGAAAGCGCUGGCAGCGCCAACAAGGGCAGCUUCAAGCUUCGCCUCAACAUCCCCAAGCCCAGGAAGGACAAAGACAAGAUGCAAAAGCAGAAGACCAACAGCGUGCUCCCAGCGGACAAGUGGGGCUCCGAGGAUGUGGCAGCUUGGCUGGAAGCGCUCGGUUUAGGGGAGUACAGAGACAUUUUUGUCCGGCAUGACAUCCAGGGCUCUGAGUUGAUCCUGCUGGAGAGGAGAGACCUGAAGGACCUAGGGAUCACCAAAGUGGGCCACAUGAAGAGAAUCCUCCAGGCCAUUAAGGAGCUCAGCAACCCGCCCUAG